CUUGGGGCUCUGCAGUCUUGUCUAAGGUAACAGAUGUCCCCCGGAAUUCUGAAGUCAGAAUUCCGGUGUCAUUCAAACCGGUCCGCGUAUCCCCACUAGUCCACCACGAAAUGUUAUCCAGAUUCUUGCGCGCUCGAAAUUCUUCGUUGCGUGUUCUCCUAUCUCUUCCGUUCCAGGGUUCCUGGGCUCGAGUAGUUUCGCCUGCGGCGCCGUCGACAUUCAUUUUUGCCCAUUCCAGGCGUGUCUCUCGAGGCCAUGCCGACAGUGACCGGCGCCGAAGUUGUGGCAGCGGAGGCGCAUACGGAAAAGGCUGUGCAGUCGGAGGAUGCCGCUGUUGGGGUAGGCGGCGUGCAGUCGAAGGAGGCUGCGGUUGAGGUAGGCGACUGCGCGUCUGCCGAAGGCGUCGCGCAGUCCGAGGAAGUUGUGAUUGAGGCAAGCGCAGUGGAGCGGAUGCAGGCCGAGCUCGACAGACUGCGAGGCGAGAGCGACCAGUUGCAGGCAAUGAUAGUCCGCGGGGAUGGUUGCAGCGGGGCGGGGUCAUCAGAUGCAGUCGUCGGUGGCAGAGCGAAGGCGGAGUGUGGGGGACGCUUGUUCGAUGUGACGGUUACGGCGGUUUUCGAGAACAGCGUUCGUGUGAAGUGGGAUUACGACGAGUCGGAGUGUGAGGUGUCCAAAUAUACAAGUUGGUUGAAGGCAAAUUCCGUGCGCGCGAGCACCAGGCACCAGGUGCGUGUCCUUCCGCCUGAAGCUUUCCAUGGGUCGGCGUCAUCAUGUGUAGCCGUCGGUGCCACAACGCAAGCGGAUUAUGAAGGCCGUGCAUUCGAUGUUACGAUUACGGAGGUGUUUGAAACGAGCGUUCGUGUGAAGUGGGACUACGACCAGUCGGUGUCCGAGGAGCCCAUAGAUGCGAUUCGGUUUAAGGUGGAUCUCGUGCGCGCCAGCGCCGCGCCCAGAGCGCCUGUUACUCUGCCGGAAGUUCUCCACGGCAGAGAGCCAGGGCAUCGGGCAUGCGGGCCGGCAGAGCGGCUAAGCGUUGGCGGUUUCAAGAUGGACGAUGAGGAAUGUCAGCACGCCGAGCGCUGGACCAGGGCGGACUCCCGGUGAUUCCUAUUGGCACGCGCAGCCGAAGAAUAAUUCUGAGGAUUGGCAGCUCGGCCAGCGGUGGAGCGCGCCAGACCCUGAUGGAGAUUUCGACGGGUGCGCUCAGCCACAGAGCGAGCAAAUUAAGGUGGACGACUUUGUGCAGAA
Molecule: messenger RNA, 1248 nt
Organism: Prorocentrum cordatum
Lineage: Eukaryota; Dinophyceae; Prorocentrales; Prorocentraceae
Source: the annotation of a GenBank genome assembly